AUGGAAAAAAUUAAUGAAUAAUUGCCAGAUAUUUCUAGCAUAACAGGAAUUAUGUUUUACUCAUUUAUUUCAUAUUGGAUGAUAUUUGCAUUGAGCAUAAUCGUAGAUAGGUUCAUGUUUUCAAGUAAAAGCAAUGAGAAUAGCAAAAUGAAGAAAAUAAUAAAGGCAAGAGAUGUAAAGAAAUAAUAAGCAGAUAAACUAUUAAAAAAAAUUGACAAUGUGACAAAAUGA
Messenger RNA from Paramecium pentaurelia, 231 nucleotides. Lineage: Eukaryota; Ciliophora; Oligohymenophorea; Peniculida; Parameciidae. The record is from the annotation of a GenBank genome assembly.